AUUGGGUAACCUGGGAGUGGCUCCAGUCCACAACAGACACACAAUGGAUAGACGGACAGGAUUGAUACAUUAUUACCACUGCUUGGUCGGCCUUUUGAUACUGUAGCUCGUAGGCAAUUGAUAACAUGGUUUUUAGUGACUGUAAAAUCAUCUUGCAAUUGCUGUGUGUCUUCAGUGGCCAAUGUUGCUAUCGUCGUUAGUUAGCUUUGCUAACAGCAGUGAUAUUGUUUAGCCGAAAUCUCUAGCUGGCUAGCCUACCCCCACGUUAGCGAGCAGUAACACCUGCGGGAAAACUGUUUUUAUACUCCGAGAUAGCCGCCUUUCAAAGAAUAUGGAAACCACUUUUGAUGUUAACCAUCUUUUCCCUGAAACGAUUACAGUUUUGGACCAAAACCUAAUUGCAGGUGGAAAAUCGCUGGGAAGGUCAGAUCCCCAACCCCAAAUUGCAGCAGUCAUUGAUGAACUUGGAAGAGCCUCAGCCAAGGCCCAAUACUUGACAGCCCCAAUCACAAGUGCAUCCAAGCUGCAGACCAACAAGCACCAUCUCUACCUGCUUAAGGACGGAGAAAGCAAUGGAGGAAGAGGACUUGCGGUGGGGGUUUCUGAAGGUUGGCUAUAAGAAGUUAUUUCUGCUUGACCAGCAGGGGGCGCAUGUCGAAACAGAGCCUCUGUGUGUCUUGGAUUUCUUUGUGAAAGAGAACCUUCAGAGGCACGGCUACGGACUGGAGCUGUUUAGCUUCAUGCUGCAGCACAAAAAGGUAGAGCCAGUGAUGAUGGCUUACGACAGGCCCUCCCCUAAGUUCCUCUCUUUCCUGGAGAAGCAUUACUGUCUGAAAAACAGUGUACCUCAGGUCAAUAACUUUGUGGUGUUUGACGGUUUCUUCGCCAAAAAAUCAGCGGCCCAGUGGAGAAAGGUUCCCCCCAAAAAGCCGGACGGAGAGAUCAAGCCCUACUCACUAACGGAGAGAGAAGCUGUGCGAGAGGAGCAGAGGGCUCUUCCCUGGCCUUUGUGUCGCCACGCGGCUCCUCCCCUCUCUCCCCCAUUGUCGGUAUCCUCCCCGUGCUCCCCAAGCAGGGGCCGCCAGCGUCCCGAUCCGGCCCUGGCCCCGGCACCUGCCCCUGGGGCCAACAGGGGCCCGAACCCCCACCCUCCACUCAUCAACAGGCUCAACUGCAGGGCAAAGCGCACCAGCCAACAGGGCCUGGUUGCCAGGGGCAACCUCUACAGCCGCCACGUCAACACCCGGGGCUUUGGGCAGUUGUUGGAGACACAGCCGAACAUCUUCAAACUGCCAGGUUUGAGACCAGUGUUGAGAGACAGAGAGACUGACAUCGGAGGACAGAGAGAGCCACUGGGACACAGAGACAGGAAGGAGCCGCCCCCGUCCAGGAAGGAGCCGCUCCGUGCCCAGACCAUCAUGAUGACCACCAGAGAACCAGACAGACAGGCAGAGACAGAGACCAAGGUGCUGGAGAAGGGGCUCCGGAAGGGGUUAGCAGGAGAGCCCUUUCCAGGAAGGGGUGGGGGAGAAGGAGGUGGGCCUCUGGAGGUGGUUGAGAAGGGACCAUCAAAGCCUGAGAGGGACAUGGGGACAGGAGGGUGGUCGUGGAUGCUGGGAGAGAGCUGCUGUAACACAGCCCAGUGGGCCAGGCAGGACUAUAGAAACACCAGACCCUGGUGACGCACAUGGACAAACAGACUGAUGAUUAGGGAUCAAGAGUGGGGAGAAAAGAGAUGAGAGAAGAAAGCCACAUAUGAAUACAGAUGAAGAGAAUGGAGAUAAAAAGAGAAUAAAUCCAAUCCUCCUCCACUUCCCUUCAUCCCUCUUUCCUGAUCACUAAUUAGUGGUACUAUGUUUAUAACAAGACAGAAUGAGUGAGGGGUUUGGUCGGUACGCAGCAAUAGUCAGCCAGAUGCCUUUUAUCACUGAGUGUUGUAUCUGUCCCAAAUGGCACCCUUUUUAGUGCACUACUUUCUACCCGGAGCCAAGGUCGUAGGGUGCCAUUUGGGAUGUACAUAGACCGUACGAGAGUGUAACAUGAUGGGUUUACAGCGCAAGGAUCAGAAUGUGUCAGUGAAUGGCGAAGUUUUACACACCUCCUAAAAUCUGCAAAGGCAAUGGGAGCUUGAAAUUCCAUUCGACUUGAGUUUACCAGACAUAUUUUAUUGCCACUUUAAUUGUUGUAACUAUUUCAUUCACAUGUGUUUUUUUUAAAUCUGAAGAGAAAGUAUUAUUCUAUGAAUGGCAAUGUUUUUUUUUUUCUAUAAAUAAAUUAGCUACACAGAUAA
Messenger RNA from Oncorhynchus kisutch (coho salmon), 2290 nucleotides. Its product is annotated as alpha-tubulin N-acetyltransferase 1-like. The record is from RefSeq and is a predicted model, not a curated record. Bases 573 to 1682 code for a protein of 369 amino acids. The transcript has 12 exons. Lineage: Eukaryota; Metazoa; Chordata; Actinopteri; Salmoniformes; Salmonidae. Gene Ontology annotation, cellular component: microtubule. Gene Ontology annotation, biological process: alpha-tubulin acetylation. Gene Ontology annotation, molecular function: tubulin N-acetyltransferase activity.